AUGAACAUCAACCUCGAUUUCGGCACCUACACAACACCCCUAGCUCUCUUCGGUCUAGCAGCCCUAACAAAAACAACCUACACCUAUACGCGCCAAGCAAGCAACUAUCUGCGCCCAAGCACACUUCGCACACGCUACAAUCCCACCUCCACAACCCCAAACUGGGCCCUGGUAACCGGCGCCACAGACGGAAUAGGCUUCGGAUUCGCGCAGGAACUAUGCGCGCGCGGGUUCAACGUUAUCCUGCACGGGCGCAACCGCCAGAAAUUGAAUGCGCGGAAGGAUGAACUCGCUGCCGAGUAUCCGGAUGCGAAGCUUGGGAUUAUUGCCCGUGAUGCUAUGAGGCUUGGUAGGGAUAUUGAUAAUGUUGAUGGGGAGGUUAGGGGGAUUAUCGCUUCCACUGAAAAUGGAGGGAAACUGACUGUUCUUGUUAAUAAUGUUGGUGGGGAGACGAAGCCGUCGACUCUUCUCAAGGAGUAUUCUUAUGAAGAUGUUGAGGCGACGAUUGCGCGUAAUGCUACAUUCGCGAUUCAAAUUACGCGUGUGCUUGCGGCGCAGUUGGAGGAGAGUGCGCCGGCGCUUGUUUUGAACGUUUCUUCUGUUGCUGCUUUUGGGUUGCCUUAUAUCAGUGCUUAUUGUGCUACCAAGGGGUUUGUGGAUUCUUUUACUAUGUCGCUUGGGGCGGAAUUUCGGGCUGAGGGGAGGGAAGUUGAGGUUAUGGCAUUGAGGGUUGCUGAGGUGCGGACUGCUGGGUAUGAUGUUAAGAGUAACUUGUUUGUUCCGGAGGCGAGGGUGCUUGCUGGGGCUGGACUUGAUCGGGUCGGAUGUGGGCAGCAGUUUGUGUGGGCUUAUUUCUGGCAUUGGUUGCAGGGGUUGUCCUUCGAUAUCUUGCCUAGGUGGGCUUUGUUGAAAGUUGCUUCGAUGAAGCUCAAGGCCAUGAAGGUGCAAGAAGAUGCUAAGAGGAAGAGCAGCUGA
Molecule: messenger RNA, 975 nt
Organism: Penicillium antarcticum
Lineage: Eukaryota; Fungi; Ascomycota; Eurotiomycetes; Eurotiales; Aspergillaceae
Product: putative short chain dehydrogenase/reductase
Exons: 1
Coding region: 1-975 (324 amino acids)
Cellular component (GO): endoplasmic reticulum
Molecular function (GO): oxidoreductase activity
Source: RefSeq, a predicted model, not a curated record